UGUUUACAAAAUGUCACUGACCGGGUCGUCAUUAGUCGUUAUCUUGUUUGUGGUGGCAGCUUCCUGCAUGGACAAUUUACAAGUUGCUUAUCAAUGGAAACAGCUGGAUUUUGAUUAUUCGAACGAAAGUGAUAGACAAGCUGCGAUCGAUUCGAAAGAAUUCAUACCAGAAAAUAAUAUACCUGUCGGUUUGGAAGUGUUCGGUGAUAGGUUAUUCAUCACGGUGCCGAGAUGGAAGCCUGGAGUUCCGGCAUCUCUCAACUACGUCAAACUAUCAGAUAAUACUACUCAAUCACCCAAGCUGAUUCCCUACCCGGCCUGGUCUUCUCACAAACUUCUUCCCGACGGCGGCGACGCUCCUGAAAUCGUCUCGCCCUUCCGAGUGCGUGCAGACGCCUGCGACCGCCUUUGGGUACUCGAUACAGGGGUAGCCGAUAUCCUUAGCGAUAAUCCUCGUGUUUUAGCACCUACACAACUUUUAGUAUACGAUUUGCAUAACGAUUCUCUUCUAAGACGCUUUACAGUGCCCGCAGACCAAACCAAACGCGAUUCAUUCUUUGCUAACAUAGCAGUGGAAGAUUCUAAUUGUGAAGAUACUUAUGCAUAUGCUGCUGAUUUGGGUGCUCCUGGAUUAGUGGUUUAUUCGUGGAAGACCCAAACUUCGUGGAGAAUCAAGCAUCAUUAUUUCCAUUCUGAUCCUCUGGCUGGGAAUUUUACUGUUAACGGUAUCAACUUCCAGUGGACUGAUGGACUUUUCGGAUUGGCUCUGUCUGCUCCCAAAGAAGAUGGGUAUAGUACUUUGUACUUCCAUCCUAUGGCGAGUACUAAUGAAUUCUCAGUGAGCACAGAGUUUUUGAGGAGUGAGGAAAUUGCUGAGAAGAAUUUCCACGAGUUCAAACUGUUGGGAAGUCGUGGACCAAACGCACAAUCCAGCGUACAAUUUUUGGACCAAAAAACUGGUGUGCUUUUCUACGCUUUAGUCAAUUUAAAUGCUGUAGCUUGCUGGAAAACAAACAACACCGCCUACACCAUACAAUCUCAAGGCAGAGUGUUCAUGAGCAAUGUUUCCAUGGUGUUCCCUAACGAUGUAAAAGUUGAUGCCAACAGCAACUUAUGGAUUUUAUCUGAUCGUCUACCAGCUUUCAUGUACUCUGAAUUGAACUAUGAUGAUAUCAAUUUCAGAGUGUUAACUGCUUCUGUUAUGGAAGCAACUGCUCAUACAGCUUGCGAUACUAAACCAAAGGCAAUUCCUGAAUUGAUCGACAAAAUUCAAAGCAUCAUCAAGCCGAUCAUAAAGGGACAAAAAUCAUCAGCUGUUAUGCCAAAGUUGGAAUUCUUCACGAUGGCCAUGUUGUCGUCAGUGGUUAUUUUUAUGCUAUUUAGAGCGUAGAGUCAUAUUGGAGCAAC
Ctenocephalides felis (cat flea) is the source of this 1407-nucleotide messenger RNA. RefSeq names its product protein yellow-like. The record is from RefSeq and is a predicted model, not a curated record. Gene Ontology annotation, cellular component: extracellular region. The coding region runs from base 11 to 1390 and encodes 459 amino acids. The transcript has 2 exons. Lineage: Eukaryota; Metazoa; Arthropoda; Insecta; Siphonaptera; Pulicidae.